UGGUGUCAUUGUGUUGAUGUUUUUUUUUCAUGUUCAACUUGUUCUCUCGUGUUUUUAAGUGCAUUUUGUGCAAAUAAUAAUAAGAUAAGGUGAGUGAGUAAAAAGAGGGCGUCAACAAUGGCAGAGCCAUGAGAUCCAAGUAGAAGGAGAGGAGGAAUGAGGAAAAGCCGCCAUGAGGACGCUGCUGAUGUUGUGUCUCCUUCUUUCUUACACGCCUCAACUUUAUGGGUCCAACGUGUGCACGUCGCGAGGAGUCACCACAUGUCAGCAGUGUUUGACCGUUCACCCCAGCUGUGCAUGGUGCUCCCAGGAGACAUUUGGUGCGGGAGGGUCUAGCGUGUCUCGCUGUGACCUGAAGCAGAAUCUUCUGGAUGGAGGCUGCUCCGAGGCAGCUCUGGAGUCGCCUGACAGUACUUUGGUGGUCCUGAAGGACAAGCAGCUCAGUGACAAAGCCUCGGGGGCGGCGAACGACGUCACUCAGAUAACACCCCAGGAGAUCCGCAUGGUGCUCAGGCCAGGCGACUCCAAGAGGUUCACUGUAACCGUGAAGCAAGUGGAGGAUUACCCGGUGGACCUCUACUACCUGAUGGACCUUUCUUUUUCAAUGAAGGACGACUUAGCUCGCCUGCGUACUCUGGGAAGCAAGCUCGCAGAGACCAUGGGGAGGACCACCAGCAACCUACGCAUGGGCUUUGGAGCCUUUGUGGACAAGACCGUGUCCCCCUUCAUGUACUUGUCUCCACCGGAGGCCAUCGAGAACCCUUGCUUUGGGAUCCUCGAGGACUGUCAGGCCCAGUUCGGGUUCAAGCAUGUUCUGUCCCUCACGGAGACGGUGGCCCGCUUCACAGAGGAGGUGGAGAAGCAGCAGGUGUCCCGAAAUCGAGACGCCCCAGAGGGUGGAUUUGAUGCCGUCAUGCAGGCGGUGGUGUGCAAGGAGAAGAUCGGCUGGCGUCCGGAUGCCUCACACCUUCUGGUGUUCACCACCGACGCCAAAACCCACAUCGCCCUGGAUGGACGCAUCGCCGGCAUUGUGCAACCCAAUGACGGACAGUGUCACCUUGACAGUGACAACGCCUACAACAAAUCCACUGUGCUGGAUUAUCCCUCCUUGGCGCUUCUGACGGAGAAAAUGUCUGAGAACAACAUCAAUUUGAUUUUUGCCGUGACCGACUAUGUGGUGCCGCUGUAUAAGGAGUACAGUAAGCUCAUUCCAGGCACAACCGUGGGAAAGCUGUCCGGCGACUCUGGGAAUGUCAUUGAGCUCAUUGAGGAAGCAUAUGCAAAAAUCCGCUCUAAAGUGGAGCUGGAGCUUGUCGGAGUCCCCGAUGAGCUGAAUCUGUCCUUCAACGCAACGUGCCUGAACGACGAGGUCAUCCCUGGUCUCAGGUCUUGCUCCGGCCUCAAGAUCGGAGACACGGUGUCUUUCAGCGUGGAGGCUCAGUUGCGAGGCUGCCCGGAGGAGAGGACCCAGACGUUCACCAUCAAACCUCGAGGCUUCAAGGACUCCCUGCAGGUCAACGUGAUUUUCGCCUGCGUGUGCGACUGCCUGGCCGGCGCCGAGGUCAACAGCCCGUCAUGUAGCAACGGUAACGGCACCUACGAGUGCGGUGUGUGCCAGUGUCACCAGGGCCGCCUGGGCCCACGCUGCGAGUGCUCGCUGGAGGACUACAGCCCCUCUGAUGACGACAAGUGUGUCCCCAAGCCGGGGAGCCCCAUCUGCAACGGGCGGGGGGAUUGCCUGUGUGGACAGUGCUCGUGCCACGCCAAUGAGUUUGGACAAGUGUGGGGCAAACACUGCGAGUGUGACGACUUCAACUGCCUGAGAUUCAAAGGCGCCCUCUGCUCAGGUCAUGGCAAGUGCAGCUGCAGCUUCUGCCAGUGUGACGCCGGCUGGGUGGGCGAGAACUGCAACUGCAGCACGCGCAUUGACACAUGCAUGUCCAACAUCGGCCUGGUGUGCAGCGGCCGCGGUAACUGCGAGUGUGGCGUGUGCCAGUGCACGCAGCCCGGAGCCUAUGGCGCCACCUGCGAAAAAUGCCCCACCUGCCCCGACUCCUGCACUAUUAAGAAGGAGUGUGUCGAGUGUCAGCACUUCCAGAGAGGACAGUAUACGGACGACAACAGCUGCAAUCGAAUCUGCAGAGAUGAAAUAAACGUGGUGACUGAACUUGAGUUCCACUCGAAGAAUGCGGUGAACUGCUCGUACAAAGACGAAAACGACUGCGUGGUGCACUUCCAGUACUACGAAGACGAAAGUGGCAAAUCCAUCUUGUAUGUGAUAAAAGAGCCAGAAUGCCCUCAGGGCCCCGACAUCCUGGUGGUGCUCCCGGCCGUGGCCGGAGCCAUCCUGCUGCUGGGCCUGGUGGCUCUGCUCAUCUGGAAGCUGCUGGUCACCAUCCACGACCGCAGGGAAUACGACAAGUUUGAGAAGGAGAGAGCGAAAGCCAGGUGGAACACGGCCAACAACCCGCUGUACAAAGGAGCAACGUCCACCUUCACCAAUGUGGCGUACAAAGGCGCCGCCUCAAACUGAGCCUCAAGCGACCUCCUUAUGGCUGUAAAACCAACUCCAUUCUUGUUGUUAAAUCUACUUUUGUCAUGUCUGCUGUGAUGUCUGCUGUACACGCAUUAACGUUGCACUCAUUUGUUUACAAUUAUGUUUUUUUCUGUAUCUCAGCAUCACCCAUGUAGGUUUUCUGUAGCCUUUUUUGUUGAAAAAACCUGCUUUAGCACUUGUAAAUGCUUUUAAUAAAUAUACUUACUUUACUAAUUUAUUUAAAAUGAGCUCUGCAAAUACAAAUCAUCAAGGUUUAUUGUCCUGUUUGCUGUAAAUACGGUAUGAUGUUUUCUAUAGAUGCGGGUGGGAAAAUACUGUAAAUACAGUAUGAUGUUUUCUAUAAAUGUGGGUGGGAAAAUGUCAAUAAAUCUGGCA
Molecule: messenger RNA, 2932 nt
Organism: Dunckerocampus dactyliophorus (ringed pipefish)
Lineage: Eukaryota; Metazoa; Chordata; Actinopteri; Syngnathiformes; Syngnathidae
Product: integrin beta-3-like
Exons: 15
Coding region: 173-2533 (786 amino acids)
Biological process (GO): cell migration; integrin-mediated signaling pathway; cell-matrix adhesion
Cellular component (GO): cell surface; integrin complex; focal adhesion
Molecular function (GO): fibronectin binding; fibrinogen binding; integrin binding
Source: RefSeq, a predicted model, not a curated record